Molecule: messenger RNA, 5271 nt
Organism: Dama dama (fallow deer)
Lineage: Eukaryota; Metazoa; Chordata; Mammalia; Artiodactyla; Cervidae
Gene: DNAAF2
Product: dynein axonemal assembly factor 2
Exons: 3
Coding region: 1279-3768 (829 amino acids)
Biological process (GO): axonemal dynein complex assembly
Cellular component (GO): cytoplasm
Source: RefSeq, a predicted model, not a curated record
ACUGUAUCUGAUGAGGUAGGAGGAAAACCUGGAUAGUGUCUUGUCAUUGAGGUAAUGCCAACAUUAUGUUAAAUGUUGCAGAGGCUGUCAACAAAAUGAGGACAGAAAAAUGACCACUGAAUUUAACAACUACCAAUUAAUAACUUGGAGAAGGAAAUGGCAACCCACUCCAGUGUUCUUGCCUGGAGAAUCCCAGGGACGGGGGAGCCUGGUGGGCUGCUGUCUAUGGGGUUGCACAGAGUUGGACACGACUGAAGCGACUUAGCAGUAGCAGCAGCAAUUAAUAACUACAUCAGUCAAUAAAUAUUCUUCUAUAAUAUCAGUUUGAAUGGCUGCUUAGAAUCCCAUUGUAUGGCUCUACCCAAAUCUGCUCAACCAGUCCCGCUGUUGAAUUCUUAGAUUCUUCCCAAACCUUUAGAAUCAUAAUAGUGCCUUGAGCAAGAUCUCAGAAUCGGAAUUUCUGCGUUAAAAAAAGUACGCACAAAAAAAAAAAAAAAAAAAGUACGCACAUUCUAAAGGCUUUUGACAUAGGUACCAAACUACUUUCUAGAAAAAUUUUAAUAUAAAUUCUACCACCCCAAGGAAAUAGAGUAAUUGUUUUUGUAAAGAAAGCCUUUUCUAUUUUUAUAGGUGAUACGUGGUAUCUUAUGUUUGCAUUUUUAUUAUUAACAAAGUCAUGUUUACUGAUGAUUGGUUAUUUAUGAAUGACCUGCGCAUAACUCUCACACCAAAUGAGAGUUGUAAAUAGGGUAAAUUGGUGAACUAUCUAGACGACUGAAAUGUUGGUUUAGCGAAGUGAGUAAAGCAGAAAAACUUACUGUAGAGUCAGUUUGUGACUGCUGGGUGGUGCAUCGACUGUGUGACUUUGGUGAGGUAACUUUUCAGGUCUCAUCUUCUCAUCUGUGAAUUGAGGAUCAGGUCUACCUUGAAGGGUUCUGAACAACGAAUAACGUACAUAAUGCUGGAAAUUACAGUUAUUAAGGUGCUUAUUCUGCAGAGGUAACUGUACCAUGGCACAGGAAUCUAAACAACGUAGGAUGUUGGUCUGAAGAAACUAAGGCUAUUUCUGUCAUUUCCAUCAUCCCUGUUCCAGCCCCUCCUCCUGGGUGUUGGUGGUGUCACUAUGGCAACGAGCACGCGCCGCCCAGGCUCAAUUCUGAAGCGGUUACUGACCUCUGCUGCCUCACUCUCCGCAGACUAGUGAUUUCACCGCGCGUCCCACCCACUAGGUCUCAGAUACAUCUCCCUUGGUCUCCGCGCAAGGAGCCGAAGGGCAGCAUGGCCAAGGCGGCAGCCUCUUCGCCGCUAGAAGACUUGGAUCUGAGUGGAGAGGAGGUCCAGCGGCUCACCUCCGCCUUCCAGGACCCGGAGUUCCGGCGAAUGUUCUCCGAGUACGCCGAGGAGCUCACAGACCCUGAGAACCGGCGGCGCUACGAGGAGGAGAUCACGGCGCUUGAGCGUGAGCGCGGGGUGGAGGUGCGGUUCGUGCACCCGGAGCCGGGCCACGUAUUGCGCACCAGCCUGGACGGGACCCGGCGCUGCUUCGUGAACGUGUGCAGCAACGCGCUGGUGGGCGCGCCCAGCAGCCAGCCCGGCUCUGGGGGCGCGGUGUCCGGCAGCCAGUGGUCCCUGCCCUACAGCCUGGCCCCGGGCCGUGAGUACGCGGCGGGGCGCGGCACCCGCUACACCGUCUACGACGUGGUCUUCCACCCAGACGCGAUCGCGCUGGCCCGGCGCCACGAGCGCUUCCGCCAGAUGCUGGACGCCACGGCCCUGGAGGCCGUGGAGAAGCAGUUCGGCGUGAAGUUGGACCGGAGGAACGCCAAGACCCUGAAGAUCAAGUACAAGGGGACUCCGGAUGCCGCCGUGCUGCGCACGCCCCUGUCCGGAGGCGCGCCGGCCCGACCCGAGGGGGAGCCGGAGAGCCCUCUCCCCGAUUUCCCCUACCCCUACCGAUACCCGGCGGCCGGCUUGAGCGCUGCGGUUCCCCGGCCCCAGGCGCCCUCCCCUCCGGAGGCCGUGCGGCAGCCCGCCCCCACCGAGCCUCGCUACAGCGUGGUGCAGCGCCACCACGUGGACCUCCAGGAUUACCGCUGCUCCCGGGACUCGGCUCCCGGCACCGUGCCCCAAGAGCUGGUGGUUACCAUCGAGCUGCCGUUGCUGCGAUCGGCCGAGCAGGCGGCGCUGGAGGUGACGGGGAAGCUGCUAUGCCUUGACUCAAGGAAGCCCGACUACCGGCUGCGACUCUCGCUCCCGUACCCGGUGGAUGACAGCCGCGGCAAGGCACAGUUCAACAAGGCGCGGCGGCAGCUGGUGGUCACGCUUCCCGUGGCGCCGACUGCCUCGCGCCCGGAGCCCGCCGCGUCCCCGGAAGGGGCAGCCAACCCGCCAGGAACUGACGGUGCGGCCCGCGCUUCCGCUUGCCCCGUGGAGGCGGGCCCGGCGGGGGUUUGUGCUGGGGACGCAAGCUCAGGUCCCAGCCGAACCCGGGCUGCAGACGCCGGGAUCACCACUCCGGACGCCGCCGGGGAGAAGCGCGUCGCAGAAUCCGAGGAGCGGGAUUUCGGCGGGCAAGAGAUAUCAACCCCGGGGACCGGGGAGGAGCCGCCUCCCGGAGCCGGGAACUCACCUGGGGACCGUGGCGGAGGCGCUCUUAGUACUUCCUGCGGGGUCCUUGACGCGGGCCUUUCUGUAGGGAGCGCGAGCGUGCGCCCGACCCUCGGCGUGGAGGCGCGCGAGGUCCCGGAAUGCACCGGUAGGGAGCCGGCUGAUCGAGCGAUGGGUGGUCCCGAGACCGACCGCGGGGAAGCUUUGUGUCCGCCUUUGCAGUGUAGUCAGGAUGAAGAAUCCCUGACUCUGCUCAUUCAAGUGCCUUGGAUCCUGCCUCAAAGUCUUCAAGGGGAAGUGAACCCCCUCUGGUACAAAUUGUCCUUCUCUACCCAAGACUUAGUUUAUUAUUCCUUCUUUUUGCAAUUUGCUCCAGAGAAUAAAUUGAGUACCAAAGAACCAGUGGUUAGCAUUUCUUCCAACAAUGCAGUGAUAGACCUGGCCAAGUCUCCAGAAUGCCAUGGAUACUGGAGAGAGUGGUAUUACGGCUUAAACAACUAUUGUUUGGAGGAAAGGUUAUUUGUCAAUGAAGACAACGUUAAUGAGUUUCUUGAAGAGGUCCUGAGCCCUCCAUUCAAACAGACAUUACCCCUGACGCCACCAUUAAUUGAAGUUCUUCAGGUUACUGAUAGUAAGAUUGAAAUACAUGCAAAGUUGCAAGAAUGCAGUAACUCUGAGCAGCUUCAUGAAAAAGAAGAAAAAGUCCAUGAAGGAAGUCCUCUAACAGAAAAAGAAAAUACAGAAAAUGCUUCCACUUCAACAACUGAUUCUGAUUCAUCUGUAGCAGUCACGGUACUAGAAGCAGACAGUUGUGGUUCAGUCGCAUGCUUGCAACAAGGGGCUCUUGAUGUUUCUCAAAAGCUGUUUGCAAAGUCUCAGCAACCUAAGUCAGAAAAGGAAGGUGAAUUUAUAAAAGACAAAAGUGCUGUUUAUGCAAAUGAAGAAAAAGAUAACUUAAAAGAACCAGCAAUAACUGAAGAGAAAGAAUUGAAUGGAAAUCACCCAUCUUCGUUACUGAACAAAACUGCAGUUCCCAAUACACCUGGUUUUGACCACAUAAAGGAAACCAAUAUGCAGGACGGUAGUGUGCAGAUCAUUAAAGAUCAUGUGACUCACUGCUCAUUCAGUUUUCAGAAUUCUUUGCUUUAUGACUUGGAUUAAUUCUGUAUCAUUUUUUAAUUUAAAGGCUGAGUAAAAACUUUUGGACAUAAAAUAGAUUGUUUACUAUCUUAAAGCCAAAAGUAUUAAAAAAAAGUAUAAAAUUAAAAUUUAUAUUUUUAUUCUUAUGGGGAAACUGAAGCUAAUAUUUUGUGUGUGUGUGUGUACAGUUUAUGUCAAUACAAAGCUUCCUUAAUUAUGGAAAUAAAUUUUGUGAUUCCUCUGUUGUAUAUUUUUUCUAAUGGAGAGUUAAAUGUUUAGUGUCAAUACAACCUGUUUAUAGUCUUGUUUUUGGUUUCUUUUGUUUGCCAUUACUUUAAUAAAGUUUCCAAAAUAUUGUGUCACAAAAAGUAAUUCUCAAGAAUGCAAUGAACUAAAAGCACACACAAUAGAGUGUGUGUGUUGGGGGAAGGAGAAUCUCAAAACUAUGUGUUUAUAAAUCUCACUUAAUAGGAUUUAUUCAGUAUUUAUGCUUGUCAUAGAGAUUCUGAAAGAACUUUAUUAACCAAUAUUAAAUGAUUCAAACAAUACAAAUAGACUGAAAUUUAGUAUUUCUGCUUCAACUCUGUAUCUUACUCUUCUCAUAUGUAAGUCACCAUAUAUAUGUGUGGGUGUAUACAUAUACAAAUAAAAGUUAUUAAUGACUUUGAAAGCUCAAAAUUUAAAAUAAUUUUUUGGAAAUUAGUAAAACAUUCCUUGGUUUUAUAAAAUUAGUUUACAAGUUUUAGAACAAGACAAUUUAAGAAAAUCUGAGAAUUUACUCCAAUAGGAAAAUUGUCUUCCUGUAUUAUUACAUGAAGACAACAAAAGCUAGUGUUUCCUAAUCAGUUUCUUUUGUAAUACCUAAAAGAGGGCAGCAGAUGUUUCUAAUAGUUGCUAAGUUAUGAGUUGUGGAAUAUUUUAUAUAAGGCCAGGAGAAAAUCCCAAUAGUUUCUUUUUUCUCUCACAAAAAGUUUUAGGACAACACGAAAGACAAUAUAGAAAGGAAAGUAUUUGUUGAUCUAAUUGCUGACCCCAAGACCAUGAGCUGCUGAUGUAUUUCCGUUCCAAAGUCAGCUACUAACUCAAACCUCUGGCCUUAUAGUCCAGGAAACUACCUAAUUUCUUUAGUCUUUUUGAACUAGGGAGGUCAGGUCAGAGCACCAAAAGCUGGAACACCACCUGGCAGUUCAUCCUGAUAUGCAGUAUAAAGGAACUCAUAAAACAGAACUAUUUGCAUCAUUAUAGAUGACCAUAUACAUUUUUCAACCAUGACAGGAAUCUCUUGAUUCAGUAAUAAUUUUGAGACUGUCCAUUAGGUACACAAUCUUGAGGUUGAAAUGACUAUUUGCAAUAUGAACACAGAAAUUAGUCUAUGAGUAUACUUUUGGUUGAAUGCAAUGAUGUAUGUUAAGGGAAACUUUUAUGUUAAAUAUGGAAUAAAUUUUAAGCCUGUUUCUUAUUUACUUUGUUGUUUUAAAUUUAAAAGUACAAUUUCUGAUCAAAUAAAGCUGGCUCUAGAACAUG